Thecamonas trahens ATCC 50062 is the source of this 6881-nucleotide messenger RNA. Its product is annotated as protein serine/threonine kinase. Gene Ontology annotation, biological process: protein phosphorylation. The record is from RefSeq and is a predicted model, not a curated record. The coding region runs from base 1 to 6468 and encodes 2155 amino acids. Gene Ontology annotation, molecular function: protein kinase activity; ATP binding. The transcript has 2 exons. Lineage: Eukaryota; Apusomonadida; Apusomonadidae.
AUGGCGCUUUCCUCGUUCGUCUCGGUUGACUUUGGGUCGCGGUCGGGCACGGACAGCGAGGACUCGGCGGGGAACGGCUCGCACUCAUCCUCGUCAGCGUCGUCGUCGUCCUCGUCGUCGUCGUCGUGGCACAGUUCGGCUUACCCAUACUCGUCCAAACCGCCAGCCGACGUUUCCUGCAUGGCAUACUCAGACACCACUGCAAGCUCGCUCACUGCUUCGAUCAGCCUCACCAACUCCAUUCCGCUCGGCAUGCCCGUCAUUGUCGACGACGGUCUGGCCUUGUCAAGCCCAGGCAUGUUUGUUCCUCUCACCGAUCUGGCUCUCCAUUCGGACUCGGACUCGGAUUGGGAGACUCAUCUGGCCCCGGUAGCGUCCCGUGUCAUCCGGUCUGCUCCCCACUUGAUGUCACCUCGGUCCUCCGUCGACGACGAGUCGUCUCUUGCCGGCAGUGGCGACUCGAUGCAUGGCACCCCUGCCAUUCGUUGGGACCAUUUCGAUUCCGUUGCGGAAAUUGCCCGUGGCGCCCAUGGCGUCGUCUACCGUGGAAAGCUCUGUGGAAGCGAGUAUGCCAUCAAGCUUGCCGACAAUCGCUCGAGUCACAACGCCAGCGACUUGCUGAGCGAAGUCCGUGUCCUCAAUGCAGUCCGACACAGGUUUGUGCUCUCAAUCGUCGGCCUCUGUAUCAAGGACGACGACGCCGUGCCGCGCCUCGGGAUGGUCACCGAGUAUGCAAACUCUGGCACGCUCCAGAGCUACAUCUGCGCCGUUCGUGCCGGAUCUUCGCCCGCCGCUCCGCGGACUGAGCUUCUUUGGCUCUCCCAAAUCGCCUCCGGCCUUGCGCAGAUCCACGCCUCAGCCCUUGUCCACCUCGACAUCAAGCCCGACAACAUCUUCCUUGUCGCCGCCGAGCACGCUAUCGAAGUUCGCAUCGGUGACUUUGGCUCCGCCGUCGACCUUGUCGCCGCUCUUCCGCAGCUGGGCAUGGCUUCAGAGCUAGCCUCGCCAGGCUAUGUCUCCGCCUCGCUCUCUUACUGUGCUCCCGAGGUCUUCAUGGACCUCUCCUCACUCACUCCCGCCGCCGACGUCUUCUCGCUUGCCAUCGUCGGCUUUGAGCUGGUCUCAAAGGCAACAGGUCUCGAAUACCGCGCUCGCCGCGAGAACAUCUAUGUCAUGCCAGACUGGAGCCUCAUCGACGCUGUCAAGCUCCCGUGCUCCCAAGCUGUUGCCUCACUCCUCCGCGCCUGUGCUGCCACAGAGCCGGCCUCUCGCCCCUCGGCUCUCUCUGCCGCAUCGUCGAUCUCGGACAUCUACAACGACUCGCUCUCUUCCAUCAUCGCUGAACUCGCACCCUCGACGUCCGACGCCGUCUGGGCUCUUCGCCCGCAGCCGCACGCACCUGUUCCGCUCGCUGCCUUUGAGGCUGCCACCCGCAUGGCUGAUCUCGGCGGCCUGGCUGCUGCCGCAGCUUCGGCCCUCGCCUCCUCGGUCUUUGUUGGCGAGGACUUUACUCCCAGAGCAGUCGUCGCUAUCGCCGCUGGCACCGAUGCCGCCGUGGCUUCGCCGCCGCCGCCGUCGCUGGCCACCUCGGUCCGCGCCCUGGCUCGCAUCGUCGCAACUUCUGAGGCACCCACCCCACACCUCGUCUAUGCACACACUGUGGCCGAGUCGCGUGGGCCUCGCCCGCUUCCGGUCGCUCUGCUGGACCACGUCAUGGCCACUUUGUCGCCCGAGGAUACUUCUGCUCUUGCUCUCGACGUCGCUCCAUUCUUGAUCUCUGCGUUUACUUGCGCCCGGCCGGGCGAGACCCUCGCUGGCCUCUUCCAUACUGUAGCCACCCACCUCGAGCCCGAGUCCGCCUCUGCCCUUGUAUCUGCCCUCGAUGACUCUAUCACUACCGCCAAGUAUGGUGCUGACGUUGAUGGUCUUGCCUCGCUUCUUCGUCUUGUCGUACAAGACUUUGGCGACGAGGUUGAAGACUCAAUCAGGGUCGCAACGCCACCGCCGCCGACCUCAGUCCAUCAUCUUGCUCGACCUCUUCGGUUCUUUGCCCGUGCCCUUCGACAUCUUCUCCUCGAGUCAUCCGAUGAUCUCGUGGCCGAACUCGCAGGCGUCGUCGGCUCGCGCGAUGACCUUGCCGAACUAAUCUCGUCUGUCGCGCUUGCUGUUGCCAUCGAGCUUGGUCCGCAGCUUGUCGCUCUCGCCUCGACCACGCCUACAGCCCGCGAGGCGCUGCCCCUGUCAUGGCGCCGUCACCUGCACGCACGGUUUGCCAGCGACCUGCCCGAGCCGGCCGAGCCUACAUGUCACCUGCACUUGGCAGCGUCUGCCCACGCUGCAGCCUUCCGCGCCACUGCUUCUCGCCUCAAACCCGCGGCUGGCGACGGCAAUCUCGAAGCGGUCGUUGCCGCCCUUGUCGCCGCUCUUGUCGACACACCGCUGCCCUCUCUCGGUGGUUGUGGCAUGCCACCUGUAGAUGUUGGCGUGAGUGCGCUCCAGCAUGCAGCGCCCUUGGUCGUCGAGAUCGCAGCAGUAGCCAAGGCGUCACUGGCGUCGCCACCUGCACCGGUUCUCGAUGCCCACAUGUACGCGCUCGAAAUGGCAUGGCUCGACUCGGUCGUGCCGAGCUCACUCGCGCACUCCACGCUUCUGGGCCAGCUUGCCGCCACCGAACCGAACCCAAGUGCCCUCGACAACGUCCUCGCCGCCGCCGAUAUUUUUGCUGCCGGGCAGGCGCCAGUCCGCGCGCUCUCGCUCUACCUCGAAGCCGCGGCCUUCCUUCGCUCCACACCGGCGCGUGAAUCCCUGCUCGACUCGCGUCCCGGUAUCGAGGCUGCCCUCAACAUGCAAGUAGUGACUCUGGCCCGGGUUGUUACCUCGCACUCGUGGCUGCGCUGCGAGUCGUUCACGCCCUUUGCCGCCGCUGCCCUGCCAGUCGCGCGUUGGCGAGCCGCGCUCGCUCACGCACGGGGCAACGCCGUCGCUGGUGUCCUCCGCGCCGCAGUCUUUGACGAUGCCGACACCGACGCCGACGCCGACGCCGACGAAACCUUGCACCUCCGCAAUUUUGAGGCCAAGCCGCUCGCUACCGCGCUCCACAACUUCCACAUCGCCGUCGUCGCCAUUUUUGGCGACAUUGUCCGUGCAAGCCUGCGGGCGCUGGGCCCGCCGCCUACUCACUUUGCGCUGUUCUCACUCGGCUCGCUCGCACACGGCGUGCCUGCCCUCUUCGACACGCUCAAGUUUGCUUGCGUCGUUGAUGCAGACGAGCUGGGCACUGCCGAGUACUUUGAGGUCUUUAUCAAGUACCUCGAGCUCAAGGUUGCCCAGCUCGGCGAAGUCGCUACUACAUUCAGCGACAGGCCUGGAUUCUCCCUUGAUACCCAGGGCAUGAUCCCGUUUGGAAGCGCGUCGCCGAUCUCGCUCUUUGGUACCCCCGAGACCCUUGCCGCCGCCAUGACCGCCGCCGGCGAGCAGCUGUCUGUAGGCCUUGCUGAGUUGAUCACCUCGCCAUCGCUGCUAUUUAGCUCGACCGUAAGCUCGGGUGAGCAGCUUCUCGCCCGAUACUAUGCUGCGCUUGAUGCGCGACUCUCCGAGAUGGUUGUCGACGACUCGGGUGGAAGCCUGGUGAGCCUCGCCAGCAAGCUCGGCCUCAAGAUGGUCGUCGAGGCAGCCACCAGUGCCAGACUCGCACCGCUCCUCCCGCACAACCCCGACUUUAGCGUCACGACGCACCUCGCCUUGGUUCCUCGGCUGGUCUUUGUUGGCAUGUCGACCUACACCGCCCGCCAUGCACCAGGAGACCUCGUCCGCCGCGCCGCCAUGCUCACCGACGAGCAUAUUAUUGCCCGCGAGGCCGUCAACCUCGCUCUCUUCCAGAUGCACUCUGCUGCCGCGCUCCGCCUCCUCAUCCAAGCCAGCUCGAGGUCGGCUCAGGACGCCUUUCCGCGCUCCGGCCUCGUUGCCGUUGCGGGCAAGACACUCCAGCUGAGCCCGGUUGCUACUCGGCUGUUCUACAUGUCGGCCCAGCCGCUGGUCGCCACCUUCCAGGCCGGCCAUGCCGGGCCGCUUCCUUGUGGCCGCUCGGUCGGCCUGCUGUUUGACGCCGGCUUCACCCGCGCGUUAGGUGCCGAUAUUCUUGCGCUCGCCGGCGCGCUCGCCUUGCUCCCGGACGCUGAUCGCGCUGACAUUCUCCCGACCGACCCCAACAUGGCAGCUACUCUCAACUCGCUGCUCAUGCUCACGUCGCACGCGCAUAUCGAGACCGCUGUGGUCGAUGCGGGUGCAGAUGAGCGAGCUGAUCUGAAAGCUUCGCUGGCAUGUGUGGAGCGGAACGCUGGAAGCCGCUGGCACGAGGUUGCUACGCUUGCAGCCACUGUUGCUCAGCGGGUAGUCGACGUCGAGGAGGCCGGAGACCGCCUGCCGUCGGUCUGGUCGGUCCAGGGCGUCGGUCCUCUGUGCGCGCCGGCGUGCGGCUGGAGAGGUGCAAGCCACGUGCCGCUCAGGCCAGUCAGCCUCGACGAGCUUUGUGACCUGCACUGGGGCCGGGUCGCCUCUGAACGGGUUCUUGCCUCGGUCCUCUUUGGCGCCCGCUUCCCGCGCCCAGUCCUCCUCGCCUCGUGCGGUGCUCAACUCGAGCUCAUGCUCCUGAUGAAGGAGAGCUACGAUGCGACCGAGCGCGUUGUUCUCUCGUGCUUGCUCGAAGCUGCGCCGGACGGGCCGUCGCUGCUCUUUGACGGCAGGCGCGACAUGUACAGCUUUGACGCCUGGGCUGCUACCGUGAGUGACACCGCCGCUGUCGACGAGGAAGUCCUCAACGCUGUCCUCCACUCGUGUGCUUACGUGGCGCGGAGCAUGGGCGACGACGGCGGCGGCCUGCUGCGAUCGUCGACCAACUUUCUCGGCGCCUACAUUGACGCCGCCAUCGAACUCAACGACUCGUACGUCUCGCUCGGCCUCAGUGACAAUAGUCUUGCCGAGCGGUACCCAAUGCUGCGACUCGAGUUUUCACAACGUGGUCUCGAGCGUCUAUCGACAACCCUUCUUGCACUGCGCGAGGCAGUUCACUCGCCACACCCAACCCUCCGCAGCCUUGUCGAGGCUUUUCGCAAAGUCAUGGACGGCGUCGCCGGAUCUGUGCCCAAUUCGGACCCUGUCCGCGAGGCAUGUCGGCUCGUCCCGGUCGACCCGAUGGCGGUUGCCCGCGGCGACACGCCUGCCGCCAAUGUGGACAGGCUCCUGCACCCUGCGCAAGUCCUCAAGAUUCUCAACAACCUCAGCCAGCUGCCGGCCGAUGUUGAUGAGCAGGAAGUGCUCGACGCGUGUGUUGCUCGCGUAGUUCGUGCGCCGAUCCCACGACACGCCGGCCUCUUUGUCCUCAACCUCGACGGGCUUGCCGCACUCGACGACACCGCGCUUUGUUCCAUUAUCUGCGCCAGUCCAGGCCUGGCUGUUGUCUCCGCCGCCAACUGCCCAGCGCUCCGCGACGUCGACGCCAUUCUGGCUGCAACCGCCGAAUCGGCCAUCGUGGCAAUGGCUCUUUCUCACAGCAAGGCCAGUCAAGCCAGCUGCUGGACUUACACCGGUAGCUCUUCGCGGUCUGAUUGGGGCUCCCGCCUCGCUCUUGUAGCGAUCGACGACGAGACCGUUGUCGACCGCAUCGGGUUCCGUGACGCGUGCUCACUCACCGACAUGGCUCUCGCGCUGGCCAACACUUGGGUUCCCGUCCACGCUCGCUCUCGCGCGGAUGGCCUCGCCGCUAGUGAGACUACUUUCAGCACAUACCUCAUCAGUGAUGAUGACGGUGGAGCUUGGCUCUGGCUCGACGCACACCUCUCGGAGCUCAUUUACGGUGGCUCGCGGCGGCGCUCGAUCCAGGUCGCAGUCCAGCGCGCAGCACGGCUCGCCUCCACCACGCAGGUCGCAGAAAGGCAUGUGGCGUGGUCGUCCGUCCCGGGCAGCCUAGACUGGAAGCGAGUCCAAGACUGUGCCACCUCGCCCUACGUUCUCGGCUCACAGCCCGAGUGGACGGGGCUGGCUCGCGGAUAUGUAGAGCUCACCCACGAGCUGCUGCAGCCAAAGAGUGCCACUACCAUCCCACUCUUCCACAUCGGUCGCAGUGCAGGUGUCGCCAGUACCAAUGCCCAGCACGAGCUCAACAGAGCUCGGACCGAGAUCAUGGACGCGCUGGCGGUCCUUGAUGCGCUCCGCAGCGACAGCUGCAGCGUUGACACUGCGGUCCACGAGACGCAACUCUUGUCCUCGCUCUCGAGUGCGCGCGAGACGCUCGAGUCUGCGUGUGUAGCGUUCAAGCUUCCGAUGCUCGGCCUCGCGGCCAAAGUCGUUUACAACCAGGGUGUGAACAACUCUGUGACCGGUGAGUAUGGUGCUGAGACUGAGGCGAUUCUUUGCGAGCUCUGCCUCCUCCUCGACACCAUUGCCGGUGCUUUGCAAGGGACUGGCCAAUGAAACCGACUACAAAUCCAGCGUGCACGUCUUGCUCAGGCUGUGAAAGCAUCAGUUCGCCUCGUUGACAAAGCGCUGGACCGGGCCGCAAGACAAACGCAUCGAGACGCCGUAGGUGGCCGACGACGACGGCGACGAGGAGGCGCGGAGAUGGACAAGCUGAGCCUCCAUGACGGUACGAGCGAGAUGGCGGACAAUAUCGAUGUCGCAGCCGCGGACGUUAAGCUGGGCAAGGAUGGCGGCCUCGUCCUCGCGGUACGAGGCGUGGAGAGAGCGGCCCGACUGCGAGGCGGCGGCGGCGCGCUCGGUGAGCAGGGUGCGGAGGUCUGGCGGGAGAAAGGAAAAGUCUGCGGUCGGCUCGGCAAAGGCGGGCUGGAGGCCCACGCAGCAGAGUGCGUAAAAGAUACAUGUGUCCA